AUGAAUUGCAGUCCGCAGGUUGGCAUUGGUAUUGAUGUAGGCUCCUCAAGUGCUAGAGUAGGCGUAUAUAAUUACAACAACAAUGCUUUAUUGGGAAUGGCACAGGAGCCAGUCCGAUACUACCACGAUUCUUCGAAGAAAUCAUGGAAGUUCUGGCAAAAAUCAACCGAAAUAAUUAAUGCACUUCAGAAGUGUCUUCAGAAAUUAAAAAUCACGGAAUAUGACGUUAAGUCGUGCGGUGUUUCUGCAACAUGUUCAUUGGCUAUUUUUGAAAGAGAUCAUACAAGUAACAGGCUGAGACCAUAUCCGAAUGAAGAAAACGUUAUAUUUUGGAUGGAUUCUUCUGCGGUAAACAAAUGUAAAUGGCUGAAUAUGGAAUGUUCACAACAGCUCUUGGAUUAUUUGGGAGGGAAGUUCAUACCUGAAAUGGGUAUUCCCAAAUUGAAGUACUUUUUAGAUGAAUAUUCCCAUAAUCAAGACAAACAUUUUCAUAUUUUUGAUCUUCAUCAAUACAUUGCUUAUGAACUGAGUCGUUUGUAUCGGUGGAACAUUGAAGGACUCUUGAGAGGAGAAAAUCUUAAUGGUAUAGGCAAUGAUGGAGAGGUAUCUGGCUGGUCAUCUUCAUUUUACAAGAACAUUUUAAAAGUACCAUUUAAUGUAAGCAUCGGACCUGCUGGUCUUGUUUCCGACGAGAAAUUUUCCACAACUGUAGUUCGCAGUUGUAUCGACAGUUAUGCAAGUUGGUUUGCUGUUUCUUCUCCUCAUUUGGAAACUUCAUUGUUUAUGAUAGCCGGUACUUCCAGCUGCUACAUGUAUGGCACUUCCGUCUCUAAUGCUAGAAUUCCUGGGGUAUGGGGACCCUUUAAUACUAUACUUGACAACAGGGAUGAUUUUUCUGUUUAUGCUGCUGGCCAAUCGUGUACUGGUAAAUUGAUUGAACAUUUAUUUGAGAGUCAUCCAUGCGCCAGGGAAAUUCUUAAAAGUGGUACUGAUAUCUAUCAAGUACUGGAACAAACCAUUCAUGACAUUGAAAAGAACAAUGGUGUAUCAAUUCAUAUCCUUACGAAAGACAUGUUUUUCUACGGUGAUUACGAGGGGAAUAGGACGCCAUUUGCAGAUCCACGGAUGAAAGGUUCUUUCAUUGGCGAAUCCACCGAUACAUCAGUGUUGAACCUUGCAUAUAAGUAUAUUUCCAUAUUGGAAUUUUUAUCAUUUCAGACUAAAUUAAUAAUUGAUACUUUUCAAAGUCAAAGUACUGAUAUACGCAUCCAGGAGUUAAGGAUAUCUGGUAGUCAAGGGAGAAAUGAAAGAUUGUUAUCUUUGAUUUCCUUGGUUAAUGACGGUGUGACGAUAAUUAAACCGAAAGAUAGGGUCGAUAUGAUGGGUAUUAAAGGUGCUUACGUACUUGCUAAAUCUGCAAAGGAGAAGAAAGAAUUGGCCGACGUUAUAAAGGAGAGGGAUAUUACUAAUGACAGUGAACAAUUUAAACCUCUCGCUGAAUACCGGCUUGGAAACGAUAGCAUACCACUAAAAAAAUUACUUUGCGUUAAAUAUUAUAUACAUUUAGAUAUGGCUAAGCAGCAGAAGCGCUACCACAAACUCGUCGACCAAGUUUUCAGCACUUCCAAUUAA
This is a messenger RNA of Saccharomyces paradoxus, 1632 nucleotides long. It is a transcript of the gene MPA43, whose product is annotated as Mpa43p. The transcript has a single exon. NCBI's taxonomy places the organism in Eukaryota, Fungi, Ascomycota, Saccharomycetes, Saccharomycetales, Saccharomycetaceae. Gene Ontology annotation, molecular function: kinase activity. Bases 1 to 1632 code for a protein of 543 amino acids. Gene Ontology annotation, biological process: carbohydrate metabolic process. The record is from RefSeq and is a predicted model, not a curated record.